AUACCUUUAGAAUCAUUCAAACAGAUACUUUGAACAUAUUAUUCUUGUGGCCCUACAAACAUUAAGUUAUGGAUUAAAUUAUGCGAAGUAUAUAAAAAUCUCAGUUGUUAUUAAGUUUGACCUCCUUUUUCUUAUGCAGACCAGAAUGGGACCUUUCCACCACUAAAAAUCAGAAAAGCUGGUAUGGUUGUCUUCUUUGAGUAAUGCUUCUGUCUGUGUCUCUGAAGAUGGAGCUAGUGCUUUAUUGAGCCCACUCUCUCAUGGCAUUUGAAACAGGAAUCCCAAGAGGAGUCAUUGCAGGCAUAUCUGUAGCUGUUGUUGUUGGGGCUUUGCUUUUUUCAGUUUGUGUGUAUGUCAGACUCUAUAAAAGGAAGAAAGCGAUGAGGGCAUCAUUUCUCGAAGAGGCAUCUCAUCAAGAACAUUACAUUCACAGUAAUUUUUCUUUCCAUGAGAACAUGUCUGCUGAUUUAUAUUACAAAGUGAAAUUUGUAUUGCAUCAUUAAUCUUCCCUGAGCUGCUAUGAAUUUAGGCUCUGAAAGUACCCAGAAAAAUUCAGAAAAAAGUGCUCUUGUUGCUUCUCCUGGGCCCCCUGGUAUCACAGUGGAAAAAUCUGUGGAGUUCUCAUAUGAUGAGCUUGCCAAUGCAACUGAUGAAUUUAGCAUGGCCAAUAAGAUUGGACAAGGUGGCUUUGGAUCUGUUUACUACGCAGAAAUAAGAGGCGAGAAAGCUGCAAUCAAGAAGAUGGAAAUGCAAGCAUCAAAAGAAUUUGUAGCUGAAUUGAAGGUUUUAACACAUGUUCAUCAUUUGAAUCUGGUAUUCUACUUUUCCUACCAUACCUUACUUCAUUUGUUAGAACCUAGUAAGGAAAAAUGUGAUCCGAGUUCAAUUAAUUUCAAUUACUGGCCAAGAAAUUUAUACAUUAGUGGGAGGGGCAGAACCAGGAUUGAAAUUAUGGAGGCUAUAGAGGUGCGCUUAAUUGGAUACUGUACGGAGGGUUCGUUAUUUGUGGUUUAUGAAUUCGUGGAGAAUGGUAAUUUAAGUCAUCAUUUGCGCAGUUCAGGAGGGGACCCAAUACCAUGGCCAACUAGAGUGCAAAUUGCCUUGGAUUCAGCUCGGGGACUUGAAUACAUUCACGAGCACACUGUCCCCGUCUAUAUUCACCGUGACAUCAAGUCAGCAAACAUAUUGUUAGACAAAAACUUCCGUGCCAAGGUCGCUGAUUUUGGGCUAACCAAACUAUCUGAAUAUGGAAAUUCCACAUUGCAGACGCGUCUUGUUGGUACUUUUGGUUACAUGCCUCCGGAGUAUGCUCAAUAUGGUGACGUUUCUUCUAAGGUGGAUGUCUAUGCCUUUGGAGUUGUCCUCUACGAACUCAUAUCUGCAAAAGAAGCUAUUGUCAAGAUCAGUGAAGAUACCACAGAAACAAUAGGACUUGUUGCUUUGGUUGUUAUCACUUGUUUUCCCUUUCUUAGCAUACUACCAUUCAAUUUAAAACUUCUCUGAUAAAUUAUUCACACCGUUUAUCUUGGUAUGUGCAGUUUGAGCAUGUUCUAAGUCAGCCUAAUCCGAAAGAAGAUCUUCGUAAACUUGUUGAUCCUAAGCUUGGUGAUAAUUACAUCAUGGAUGAAGUCUUCAAGAUUGCCAAUCUUGCCAGAGCUUGUACACAAGAAAAUCCCCAACUUAGACCAAGCAUGAGGUCAGUUGUUGUUGCUCUUGCAACACUAUCAUCUUCAACCGAGGAUUGGGAUAUCAGAUCUUUUUAUGGAAAUAAAGCCUUAGUUAAUCAAAUGUCCGGAAGGUAGCUAGCUUCUGCUCAGACCAUUUUUUGUAAUUUCUAGAGAAAUUAAGAUUUCUUUUGUAACGGGUUAGAAUACUUUUGGAUCCCAUCAACUCUAUUGAUGAAUAAUAUAUUAAUAUACUUUUA
Rubroshorea leprosula is the source of this 1924-nucleotide messenger RNA. The record is from the annotation of a GenBank genome assembly. Lineage: Eukaryota; Viridiplantae; Streptophyta; Magnoliopsida; Malvales; Dipterocarpaceae.